Messenger RNA from Physcomitrium patens, 803 nucleotides. The record is from RefSeq and is a predicted model, not a curated record. NCBI's taxonomy places the organism in Eukaryota, Viridiplantae, Streptophyta, Bryopsida, Funariales, Funariaceae.
AUGGAGGCGGGGUUCCAGUUUGGGGGAAGAGAGGCCCGCCACAUUUGGUGGCCCCUGCCAAUACUCCCGCUAUCCCUCCCGCUACUCCUCCUCCUCCACUUCCUCUUCCUCCUAUUUCUAGUCGGACUUGCCUCGCACUGUCUGUGUCACCUCCGCAUCUAUCUGUCUGUCGUUUCUAGCUCCAAUACGCGCCAUCCUGAGCAUAUUUCCGUUUCCGUAAGUAAAUCACCACUUAAAGGCCCCGCGCUGCCCUUCAUCACCGUAACGAUUCCUCUUCUCGUAGCUGGCAGUGGCGACACGGAUGAUCGCGACACCCUUUCUCAUCGGGUUUGUCAUGAGCUCGCAAUGAACGAUUCGAUUCCGCUAAAUAAAAAACUGGUUGUGAAGCUGUUGGAAGCGUUUCUUUUGUACGCGAGUCCAUGGAAACUGUGGGUGGGCUUGUUCACCAAAAUUGCGACGUGGCUAGAGUAAGUGGAGCAAGGUGGACGCUUUAGCUCAAUGACAAAGUUGACGAUUCAGGCGGAGGAGCGGAUUUUGGAUGCUGUUCAGAAUACUCGAGAGAGGAAACCGAGUCUGAAGGAAGCUGCAGGAGCGUACAAAGGGUGUGCCCUAUACAGAUGUUCUGUGUCGCAUGCAAGCCUAUGACUACGGGGCGUGCUGGUGGCAGGUAUGGGUUGGCAUGUUGCAUAAAAUUUGUGUUCCAAAGAAACGAUGGAGCAACAUGAUUCCGGGCAAGGGGCAGACACAGUUGUGUCUGUGCCGAUGGCCCUGGGUAUCUCCUCGUCUUCUGCCUCACCUGCUGC